Cylicocyclus nassatus is the source of this 249-nucleotide messenger RNA. The record is from the annotation of a GenBank genome assembly. NCBI's taxonomy places the organism in Eukaryota, Metazoa, Nematoda, Chromadorea, Rhabditida, Strongylidae.
AGAAUCGUUGUUACAAUCGCUUACUAUGGUAACAAGCCGAAUCAUGCAGAACUACUACGAAUAGACAAACCCAUUUUUCAUAAACUUCUUGCAUUUGUUCUUGCUCCAGCAAAAUUAGUUGAUUGCCUUGUGCUUGAUUCGUUAGUGUGUACAUGUUUGAAUCUAUUGGCGAAACCACAAGUGCUUUCAUUGUUUCAUUGUUGUGCAAUUCUAUGUUUACCUGUUUAUCUCCAUUUUGUACUGUACUAG